Chenopodium quinoa (quinoa) is the source of this 1988-nucleotide messenger RNA. RefSeq names its product probable inactive purple acid phosphatase 28. Bases 299 to 1519 code for a protein of 406 amino acids. The transcript has 5 exons. Lineage: Eukaryota; Viridiplantae; Streptophyta; Magnoliopsida; Caryophyllales; Amaranthaceae. The record is from RefSeq and is a predicted model, not a curated record. Gene Ontology annotation, molecular function: hydrolase activity, acting on ester bonds. Gene Ontology annotation, cellular component: cytoplasm.
UGGUACCAACAAAAUUACAAAAUUGAAAUCUAAACUUCUGCAUUUGUUAGCACUAAUGAAAAAAUAUUUGGGUGUUAGUGUGUUACAAUGGUACUCAUAUGAGUCAUAUCAUUUAAAGUUUUAAACACAACUACCUACAAACUUUACUCGCACGCCCCACACCCAUGUCAAAUUCUCAAGCAUGUUUGUCAAAUUGUCCUAUUUUUAAACACUUAUUAAGCUCCAUUAUUGUUAACAACUUCAUAACAUAAUUAGAAAUAUUCAAACUAACUACACACCCCAAGUAGAGUAGCUAAAAAUGGAGAAUUUCUGCUCAAAAUGGUCUGUAACUUUCAUCUUCCUCAUCAUCCUCCUCACUUCAAUCCACUUCAUUUACACUCAAUUAUUCAUCCAUCUUUCAAUCAAUUUUGAUAACAUCAAACUCAAGAAAUCCCCACCACUUCCUUUGAGAUUCAACUCUGAUGGCACUUUCAAAAUCCUUCAGGUGGCUGAUAUGCAUUUUGGUCAAGGGUUGAUUACGAAAUGUAAAGGGGUUUCGCCUUCGGAAUUUAAGUAUUGUUCAGAUCUUAACACCACUAAGUUUGUUCAGAGGUUGAUUGAAGUUGAAAAACCAGAUUUUCUAGCUUUUACUGGAGACAAUAUAUUUGGGUCAAGCACGCCUGAUGCAGCCGAGUCGCUGUUUAAAGCUUUCAAACCUGCAGUGGAAUCUAGGCUUCCUUGGGCUGCUGUUUUAGGAAAUCAUGACCAAGAGUCAACUAUGAAUCGUGAGGAACUGAUGUCAUUGAUUUCACUCAUGGAUUAUUCGGUCUCUCAAGUCAAUCCAUCAUCUGGUCAUCAAGAAAGAGAUGAGCUGACUGGCAUUGAUGGAUUUGGAAAUUACAAUCUUUCGGUGCAUGGCCCUUAUGGUUCUCUAUUGGCCAACCUUAGUGUCUUGAACCUCUUGUUUCUUGAUAGCGGAGACAGGGCCAUAGUGGAAGGGAGACGAACAUAUGGAUGGAUCAGAGAAUCUCAACUGAAUUGGUUGAAAGGAUUUUCUCAAACAGAACAGGAUGAGCAUGGAGAAUGCAAUCACUGUAGAGGCUCCCCUUCGUCAAGUUUAUCAAGAGUGACACCUCUGGCACUUGGUUUCUUUCACAUUCCAAUCCCAGAAAUCAGACAGUUGUAUUAUCAGAAAGUUAUUGGCCACAUUGGAGAAAGUGUAGCUUGUUCAUCUGUUAAUUCUGGAGUUCUAAAAUCGUUAGUUUCAAUGAAGAACGUAAAAGGUGUCUUCAUAGGUCAUGAUCACAACAAUGAUUGCUGUGGAAAUCUGGAUGGUAUAUGGUUUUGUUAUGGAGGGGGUUCGGGAUAUCAUGGAUAUGGUAAGGUUGGUUGGGAUCGGAGAGCAAGGGUUGUUCAAGUUGAACUCUCAAAGAGGGAGAAUUCUUGGAUAGGUUUGGAGAAAAUUAGUACUUGGAAACGGCUGGAUGAUAAAUUGUUGAGCAAGAUUGAUGAGCAAGUACUGUGGGAUCAGAAUUCUUGAAAGUUAUCUGAUUUUCAGGUGCACUUUCAGUUCAGAAUUUUCAAUAUGUUGAAAAUCGGGUUGAUUUUUGUGACACGUAAGCUUAUGCCAGGAUGAAGAUUACUUUUUGCUUUGUUUGUGGCUCAUAUGUCUUUUGCUGAGUACAAUCAUGAUGAAGUAAUUUUUGGUUUAAUCAUGAUAUGUCUUUUGCUAAUUAUCAGAUGCUCUUAUGACUUCAGCGUUUGACUGUGUGACUGCAAGAAUAACGUAGAGCUGCAGGUAACGUGUGACACGAAUGGAUUGUAAGAUUUGUAACAUUAGGUUACUGCUUAUAUUAUCUAGGAUAGUAUUAUUAUUGUUAAAAUUGCUAACUUGGCUGGCAAUUCUGCAAUCUGAUUCCUUCAAUCCUAAAUAAUGCCAAUGGGCGAAAUGCUUUUGUUUUAAACUUUGUUUUGUAUAUUAAACCUUUAAAUGUGUACUCCCUCCGUUC